AACAAUCUCAUCUUUUCUCCUCUUGUUCUAAGUGUUUUCAUUUGGGUUUGAGGGGAAUGGAGGUGUCAGUUAAAUGUGGGUUAUUUGGGUGCCUCUUGGUUGUGCUCGUGCCUGCGCUGUGCUACUCUCAAGACACUUUUGUCGCCUCUAGAGCCACUUAUUAUGGCAGCCCUGAUUGCUAUGGGACACCAUCUGGGGCUUGUGGAUUUGGUGAAUUCGGUAGGACUGUCAAUAAUGGGAAUGUCGCUGCAGUUUCCUAUCUCUUUAGGAAUGGCUCUGGCUGUGGUGCAUGCUACCAGGUUAGGUGCACCAAUCCAACUUAUUGCAGUGAGAAUGGAGCCUAUGUAGUGGUGACUGACCAUGGUGAAGGGGAUUACACUGACUUUAUCAUGAGCCCAAGAGCUUAUGCAAAUUUAGCACAUCCAAACACAGCCUUAGAAUUGUUCUCUAACGGUGUGGUUGAUGUAGAAUUCAGAAGGGUUUCAUGUCGAUACCCUAAUUACAACACGGUCAAAUUUAAGGUCCAUGAGCAUAGUCGAUACCCCGACUACUUAGCCAUUAUCCUCAUCUAUGUGUCGGGCAAAAACGACAUCUCCGCCGUUGAAGUGUGGCAGGAGGAUUGCAAGGAAUGGAAGGGGAUGAGGAGAGCACAUGGAGCUGUAUGGGACAUGGCAAACCCACCAAAAGGAGACCUAAAGUUGAGGUUUCAAGUGAGUGGAAGUGUAGGGUAUGGUAGGUGGGUGGUGGCAAGCAAUGGCCUCCCAAGCUAUUGGAGGGCAGGAGUUGCUUAUGACACAGAUAUUCACCUCUUUUAAUAAGGGCUACAUGCAUUUCUACUUAAUUACAACGCCCUUAAGUGCUUGUGUUUAGGAAGGUUUAUAUUAAAGUUGUGAUUUUGAUUUUGAUUGUUAUAGUUUGUGGGUAUUGGUAGUGGUUGAGUGGUGCAAUUAUAAUAUAUUGUUUUUGUGUCGUAAAAGGAAUUAUGAAUAAAAGUUCGUUUUUGUUUAUGGAUC
Messenger RNA from Cucurbita pepo subsp. pepo (vegetable marrow), 1013 nucleotides. Its product is annotated as expansin-like B1. Gene Ontology annotation, cellular component: extracellular region. The record is from RefSeq and is a predicted model, not a curated record. Lineage: Eukaryota; Viridiplantae; Streptophyta; Magnoliopsida; Cucurbitales; Cucurbitaceae.